AUGAAUUUAGAAGACGCACGCAACACAAAUAAACUGUAUCGGCCUUCUGAGCGACUACGUCGAAUUGUUAGAAUAACUCGAAUUUGUGGCGAUAUCUGCGGUGCCGAUGUAUUAGAUCCAAAUUAUCGUGUCAACAUCCGGACCUAUCUGGUAUUCCUGGUAAUCAAUUUCAGUAUUAUAUUCUUUGGUUACACAAUUUACAAGGGUUGGACUGAUGGCGAUGAUGAUUGGAAAAUAAUUCUACAGGUUCUAACAGUGGGAGGGGGAACUCUUGCACAAGGAUACUGUAAGCUGGUCAAUUCCAUCGGACAACAAUCGAAUUUUCGUUACCUGCUGGACGAGAUAUAUUCGGUAUUCGAGGAAUACGAAUUAAAAUCUCCUAAUUACAGGGUGUUUUUGAACCAAGGCUGUCAACUGCUUACUUAUUUCAUGAAAUUGUGUGCCAUUGUAAAUAUUGCAAUGAUUUGUGGUCUGAUCCUGGUAGCAAUAGCAAUUAGUGUAGUCUUUAACAAACAUCAACUUAUUGUCUACGGUAAUGUCAUCGGAGCAGAUCCAACAACACCCAACGGAUUCAUUGUGACAAUGAUUGUUCAAUCGGGAUUUUUAAUGGUCGGUGGUUUCGGACUUUAUGCUGGUGAUAUGGCAUUCUUCACGCCAAUUUCACAAGUUGCCACAAUGAAGGGAGUCCUGCGUUGCAAGUUUGAGGACAUCAAUGCUGCCGUGGUAGGAGAAAAUCGCUCACAUCAUUCACAGAUUUCCCAUCUAUUGAGUGAUACAUAUUACUGGGUAAUUUUGGUUCAAAUUUGCACAUAUUCGAUUGGCAUAGUGUGCUCUCUCUUUUGCAUACUGUUGGGAACAUGGCCUGGAGGAUAUAUAUACAUGAUAUAUUGCCUUGUAAUGAUGUUCGUGUAUUGUGGUAUUGGAACAAUGGUGGUUGUAACUAAUGACGGUUUUAUUAAAUUCUGCUACAAUGAUAUACUUUGGUACAGACUAAGUGCAUCUGAUAGAAAAUCCAUCAUUUACAUGUUGAUGGUAUGCCAAAAUACUGGUGGAUUAACAAUUGGAUCGGUGCUGCCAUUAUCCAUGAAUACGGGAUUGAAAGUUACCAAAACUAUCUAUUCUAUUGCAAUGAUGUUAUUAAAUAUUGUGGAAUAA
Messenger RNA from Musca vetustissima, 1155 nucleotides. RefSeq names its product odorant receptor 67d-like. Gene Ontology annotation, cellular component: plasma membrane. Gene Ontology annotation, biological process: detection of chemical stimulus involved in sensory perception of smell; sensory perception of smell. NCBI's taxonomy places the organism in Eukaryota, Metazoa, Arthropoda, Insecta, Diptera, Muscidae. The transcript has 4 exons. Gene Ontology annotation, molecular function: odorant binding; olfactory receptor activity. The coding region runs from base 1 to 1155 and encodes 384 amino acids. The record is from RefSeq and is a predicted model, not a curated record.